Molecule: messenger RNA, 3044 nt
Organism: Hibiscus syriacus
Lineage: Eukaryota; Viridiplantae; Streptophyta; Magnoliopsida; Malvales; Malvaceae
Product: WD repeat-containing protein 48-like
Exons: 19
Coding region: 255-2549 (764 amino acids)
Biological process (GO): protein deubiquitination; double-strand break repair via homologous recombination
Molecular function (GO): ubiquitin binding
Source: RefSeq, a predicted model, not a curated record
UUUACGAGAAGAGUAUUUUUUUUCCUCCUCAAUUUAUUUAUUUAUUUAAUGAUCAUCUCUUCGCCUAAAUCUCUGUUUCUUCUGCUCAUAGCUCUUUCAACGCAAACGAAAUAAAUAAAUAAAAUAAUCAAAUUCCGAGACGCACUAAAAUAUUCUAGGGUUUAAUUAAGCUCUCCCUUAUUAUCACUGUUUAAUUUCAAUCGACCCUCGAUUUCUUCUUCAAACUACUGUCUCGGUAAGGGUCACUGGCUGCAAUGCAUCGAGUGCCCAGUGCUGGGAACAAUUCUAAUUCUAGCCGCCCACGUAAAGAAAAGAGGCUGACAUAUGUAUUGAAUGAUUCUGAUGACACAAAGCAUUCUGCUGGCAUAAAUUGUUUGGCUGUGCUAAAGUCAUCUGUCUCUAAUGGGUGCAACUAUCUCUUCACUGGAAGCCGUGAUGGCACUCUUAAGAGAUGGGCACUGGGAGAAGAUGCUGCCACUUGUUCUGCUACAUUUGAGUCACAUGUUGAUUGGGUAAAUGAUACUGUAAUUGCCGGUGAAAAUACACUUGUUUCCUGCUCAUCAGACACCACUUUGAAGACAUGGAAUUGCUUGGCUGAUGGGACUUGUAUCAGGACACUUCGCCAACACUCGGACUAUGUUACAUGUCUAGCUGCAGCUGAAAAAAAUAAAAAUGUGGUUGCCUCCGGGGGGCUUGGGGGGGAGGUUUUUGUAUGGGAUAUUGAAGCUUCAGUCACUCCAGUCUCAAAGUCUAGUGAUUUAAUGGAAGAUGAUUGUUCCAAUGGUAUCAGUGGUUCUUCAAAUUCAUUACCCAUAUCAAGUUUGCGAACAAUUAGCUCGAAUAACGGUCUUACUGCUCACACAACUCAAUGUCAUGGAUAUGUCCCCAUUGCUGCCAAAGGCCAUAAAGAGUCGGUCUAUGCAUUAGCAAUGAAUGAUAGUGGAUCCCUUCUUGUAUCUGGUGGAACUGAGAAGGUUGUGCGUGUUUGGGACCCGAGAACAGGCUCGAAGACUAUGAAGUUGAGAGGGCAUACGGACAAUGUUAGGGCUCUGCUUCUGGAUUCUACUGGCAGGUAUUGUUUAUCGGGCUCCUCUGAUUCCAUGAUCAGACUAUGGGAUCUUGGUCAGCAGCGUUGCGUGCAUUCAUAUGCUGUGCAUACAGAUUCUGUUUGGGCACUUGCAAGCACCCCGACGUUUACUCAUGUUUAUAGUGGUGGUAGUAGAGAUCGUUCUUUAUAUUUGACAGACUUGACAACAAGAGAGAGUCUUUUGCUUUGCACAAAGGAACACCCAAUUUUGCAGUUGGCAUUGCAUGAUGAUAGUAUAUGGGUUGCAACGACAGAUUCUUCAGUUCAUAGAUGGCCUGCUGAAGGACAAAAUCCUCAGAAGGUCUUUCAAAGAGGUGGUUCGUUCUUGGCUGGAAACUUAUCUUUUUCAAGGGCGAGAAUUUCCUUAGAAGGGUCUACCCCUGCUGCAGUUUAUAAAGAACCAAUCUUUUCCAUUCCUGGAACUCCAGCAAUAGUUCAGCAUGAAAUUUUAAAUAACAGAAGGCAUGUAUUGACUAAGGAUACUGCUGGUUCCGUAAAGCUCUGGGAGAUAACCAGGGGUGUUGUGAUCGAGGACUAUGGACAGGUUUCAUUUGACGAGAAAAAAGAGCAGUUGUUUGAGAUGGUAAGCAUUCCGGCAUGGUUCACGGUGGAUACCCGUCUUGGAAGCUUGUCUGUUCAUUUAGACACACCCCAAUGCUUUUCUGCGGAGAUGUAUUCUGCUGAUCUAAACAUAAUUGGCAAGCCUGAGGAUGAUAAGGUUAAUCUAGCUCGUGAAACCCUUAAAGGUCUGUUGGCUCAUUGGCUGACCAAAAGAAGGCAAAGACUUGGUUCCCAGGCUUCAGCUAAUGGAGAUGUUUUAUCAGGAAAAGAUAGUACUGCAAGAAUUCUUGUUCAUCCAAGAAUUGAGGUAGAUGGAAAUGCUGAAAAUGACUCCGUGGUCCACCCUCCUUUUGAGUUUUCCACAGGUUCCCCUCCAUCAAUUAUCACUCAGGGUUCCCAAGGAGGUCCUUGGAGAAAGAAAAUUACUGAAUUGGAUGGAACUGAGGAUGAAAAGGACUUCCCUUGGUGGGUUUUGGAUUGUGUUUUAAACAAUCGGUUACCACCACGAGAAAACACCAAGUGCAGCUUCUACCUUCAUCCAUGUGAAGGUACUGCUGUUCAGAUCCUCACUCAAGGGAAGUUAAGUGCACCUCGUAUAUUGAGAAUACAUAAGGUUGUUAAUUAUGUCAUAGAAAAGAUGGUGCUUGACAAACCAAUUGAUACCGCAAAUACUGGUGGGUCAUUUGUUCCUACACUUGGAGGACAAUUGCAGCAUUCAGCUAUUGGAGAUGGAUCUUUUCGAUCUGGAUUGAAACCUAGGACAAAGCUUCGGCCUUCUGUUGAGAUUUUAUGCAAUAAUCAGGUCUUAUCUCCAGACAUGAGCUUAGCUACUGUGCGGGCUUACAUUUGGAAGAAACCUGAAGACUUGGUACUGAAUUAUAGAGUGGUUCAGGGCAGGUGACUUUAUUGACUUCUGGGAGCGCCAGCAUGUUUGUUUCGGGACAUCGGAGUCAUACUGUUGUAAAGUGUUUGGAAUUGUAUUUUGUUCAUCUGAGGUUGCCUAUAUCAGAAGCAUAUGCUGGAUCCUUGUAUAUUUGGGAAGACUACUGGUUUUCAAGCUGGGGGCAUUCUCCAGUCUUCAUCAAGACGAUCAUCAAUAAUGUUUUCGAAGUCAAUCAGAUGCUAUCGUAAAGUUUUGGUCUCUGUGUCGUGCGUGCUUUCACCGUACAUCUGAGAAAAAGCUGUAGGGUCGAAAUGCAAGCGGCAGAACAAUAUGUAAACUCCGGGGGACAAUCAGCUGAAGGUGAAGUUCGUGCAAAAAGUAGGGUAUAUGAUGUCGAAAGCUCUGUAGGUUUGUACUGUGAGGGAGAUAUAAUAGAAACUAUUGUUACCAAGUGUGUUUCCUUUUUCCUCUUAUUUUUUCACCUGGAAAUAAAAGGACAAUUAAUUUGUGUUA